GCCACACCCCGCCGUGGACCCUUUCUCUUCUCCGCCCUCCCUCCGAGCCCGUGCCGGGCGGCGCGCGGCCGCCCACGCCCGGAGCAUCCUCUACUGACCAGCGGGCGCCGGCGGCAUGAUGCGGCUGCGAGGCUCGGCGAUGCUGCGCGAGCUGCUCCUGCGGCCGCCCGCCGCCGCCGCCGCCGCCCUGGUCGUCGGAGCCGCCCUGCGGCGCGCGCAGCCCCUCGGCACGCUGUGCCGGCGGCCCCGGGGCGGGAGCCGGCCGGCCCCGGGCCUGGUGGCCGCCGCGCGACUCCACCCGUGGUGGGGCGGGGGCGGCCGCGCCAAGGGCCCCGGCGCCGGCGGCCUGUCCAGCUCGCCCUCGGAGAUCCUGCAGGAGCUGGGCAAGGGAGGCGCGCCGUCGCCGCCGCCCCAGCAGCAGCAGCAGCAACAGCAGCCGCAGCCCGGGGCGUCGCCGCCCGCAGCCUCGCCAGCCCCGGGCCCCAAGGACAGCCCGGGGGAGACGGACGCGUUCGGCAACAGCGAGGGCAAGGAGAUGGUGACCGCGGGCGACAAUAAAGUAAAACAGGGUCUGUUACCUAGCUUGGAAGAUUUGCUGUUCUAUACCAUUGCAGAAGGACAAGAAAAGAUACCUGUUCACAAGUUUAUUACAGCACUCAAAUCUACAGGAUUGCGAACGUCUGAUCCCAGGUUGAAAGAGUGUAUGGAUAUGUUAAGAUUAACUCUUCAGACAACGUCAGAUGGUGUCAUGCUAGACAAAGAUCUUUUUAAAAAGUGUGUUCAAAGCAACAUUGUCUUGUUAACACAAGCCUUUAGAAGAAAGUUUGUCAUUCCUGACUUUAUGUCUUUUACCUCACACAUUGAUGAGUUAUAUGAAAGCGCUAAAAAGCAGUCUGGAGGAAAGGUUGCUGAUUAUAUUCCUCAGCUGGCCAAAUUCAGUCCUGAUUUGUGGGGUGUAUCUGUCUGUACAGUAGAUGGGCAAAGGCAUUCUAUUGGAGAUACCAAAGUUCCCUUUUGUCUUCAGUCCUGUGUAAAACCCCUGAAAUACGCCAUUGCUGUGAACGAUUUGGGAACUGAGUAUGUGCAUCGCUAUGUUGGGAAAGAGCCAAGUGGAUUGAGAUUUAACAAACUGUUUUUGAAUGAAGAUGAUAAACCACAUAAUCCUAUGGUAAAUGCUGGAGCAAUUGUUGUGACUUCACUAAUAAAGCAAGGAGUAAAUAAUGCUGAGAAGUUUGACUAUGUGAUGCAAUUUUUGAAUAAGAUGGCUGGUAAUGAAUAUGUUGGAUUCAGUAAUGCAACGUUUCAGUCUGAACGAGAAAGUGGAGACCGAAAUUUUGCAAUAGGAUAUUACUUAAAAGAAAAGAAGUGUUUUCCAGAAGGCACAGACAUGGUUGGGAUACUAGAUUUUUAUUUCCAGCUGUGCUCCAUUGAAGUGACGUGCGAGUCCGCCAGUGUGAUGGCUGCGACACUGGCUAAUGGAGGCUUCUGCCCAAUCACGGGCGAGAGAGUCCUCAGUCCUGAGGCAGUGCGGAAUACACUGAGUUUGAUGCAUUCCUGUGGCAUGUAUGACUUCUCAGGGCAGUUUGCGUUCCAUGUUGGUCUACCUGCCAAAUCCGGAGUUGCUGGGGGUAUUCUUUUAGUUGUCCCCAACGUCAUGGGCAUGAUGUGCUGGUCUCCUCCUCUUGACAAGAUGGGCAACAGUGUUAAGGGAAUUCACUUCUGUCACGAUCUCGUUUCUCUGUGCAACUUCCAUAACUAUGAUAAUCUGAGACACUUUGCAAAAAAGCUUGAUCCUCGGAGAGAAGGUGGUGAUCAGAGGGUAAAGUCGGUAAUAAACCUUCUGUUUGCGGCAUAUACUGGAGAUGUGUCUGCCCUCCGGAGAUUUGCUUUGUCAGCCAUGGACAUGGAACAGAGGGACUAUGACUCCAGAACAGCACUCCAUGUAGCUGCUGCAGAGGGUCAUGUUGAAGUUGUUAAGUUUUUGCUGGAAGCCUGCAAAGUAAACCCUUUCCCCAAGGACAGGUGGAAUAACACUCCCAUGGAUGAAGCGCUGCACUUUGGACACCAUGAUGUUUUUAAAAUCCUCCAGGAAUACCAAGUCCAGUAUACACCUCAAGGGGAUUCUGACAACGGAAAGGAGAAUCAAACUGUCCACAAGAACCUUGAUGGGUUGUUAUAAUGGUCUGAAACCCCAAGACUUCAACUACUUACCUAUUUAAUUGUGGAACAUGAUUAUGAAGAACAUGUAUAUUUCUAUCUGGUAGUGAUGUGUAUUUUACAUUGUCAUUUCAGUGUUACUGGAGUUUUCUUCAUUGUGCGCACAGGACAAAUCUGAUUUCUUUGGGAAAAAAAUAGAAAUAAAACAACCUCCCUUCAUAAUGUGAGCACUAGUUACCUCGUGCGUUGUACAAUUUGAUGUAAAAGAAUAGUUACCAAUGCUAGCUGACCUGUGUGCUCUUCAUGAUUUGUGUGCUUUGUAAAUUUUCAGUCCUGGGUGGUGAUAUGCUCAUACGCAUUUAUGAGUCUCUCCACAGGAGGUCGAUGCUGUCAUUAGACAAAAACAGUGUGAUUUUCAAGACUUCCAAUAUAGGUUUAGUUCGAGUGUUUGAGCAACUGUAUGCACUUCCAUGGUUGAGUGUUUAAAAUGUCUCCUCACUUCACAGUGUGGCUCCUUAAAUAUUGAAAUAGUUACUAACUGUUCAUAGGACUUGCCAAUUCUGAUUAGAUUUUUAUCAGGGAAUCUGUUAAGAUAUGUUUGGUGACCAAAAACUUAUGUGUGAAUAUAGUUCUAGUACUUUAAAACCUUUCCUCUCUCUGUAGCCCUCAGGCCAGCCUCUCUGUGGUGUUUCCUUAGCUGGGAAGUGAGUGCUGGCAGGCUCUGCAGUUUUCACGGUUUCUCAGCCAGUCAUCAUGCCUCACAUUCCAGCAUCAGAGAAGAGCUUGGCCAUUUAUAGAAGAUGAACCAAAAUUAAGAUGUCUAAAUUAGCUGUCAGUCUCAAGAAUGAAGACAGAGCUACUGCAGAUUCCUAAGUUCUUUUUCAGCUUCUACAAUAAAGAAAAGUUCAGAGAUGCUUUCAGUUACCAAAGUUACAACGAUACAUUUAGGAACAGCUACCGACAACAUUUACUUUUAAACCCACCCCCCCCACCCCCCGUCAAAAGUCUGCGUUAGCUAGCACUCCUUUCUGGAGGGCCCCGGGCUUCCUCUGUUCCUAACCGUCCAUGGACUGGAUCAUUCAUUAUAAAUUUAGACUCAUCAUUUCUUUGUUUUGGAAAAGUAAUUUAUGAUUAACUUAGGAAACAGGUAAAAGGGACCUGAGAAAAGAACACAAUUUUCUAGGAAUUGUACCUCCAAGAGAUGAGGGGUAUGUUGGUGAGGACUUCUGAAAAUAAGCACAUGUGUGCAUACACAUACACACACAAAUGCACUUCUUGGAAACUGCUUGUGGAAUAAGCAAAAUUCUCAGCUGCACAAAUACCAGUGGCUACCACAUUACUACAGUCUCUCCUUUGACUCUCACUAUCGACACAGGUUACAUCCGAGUUUUAUGCCGCCUGACGGCACAUUACUCACUCCAGUAGCCUUCGGCUGCUUCAAUCCUGUUUUCAGCCAUCCCCUCCCGCUCUCUGGCAAGCACCUCCCUUGAUGAGACUGUGGCUAGUGUCCCUCCACUGAGCCAGGCCCCACCACCACGUUUCUAAGUUCAGAGACUCGGGGAGGAUGGUGGGUAGGCAUCCAGCCCUGCCACCGUGUUCCUGCUUCCACAGGCCUCAAGACAGGUGGUACCUGGAACGUUCCACAUAGGGGCAUCAACUCCAGAGUUAAGGAGUGAACACGUUUUAAUUGGAAUCAACUGAGAUAACACUGUUCCAAAAGCAGCUGGCAUUGUGUGGUUCAACACGUGACUUAAAUAUUGCCAGUGACUUCGAGGCUUCUCUGAAUACUAUUCUGUAUAUUGUUUGAAGACAAAAGUUGUCACCUUCUCUAAGAUCAGUGCUGUUUUGUAAAGUCUUUGUGGCUUGGUUCCUUACGCUCUUUUUCCCCCAUGCUGUUAUGACUGUAUGCCAGGUCUUGCUCUGGCUGUUUGCUAUUGGCUGAUGAUAAUGAGAACACUUUGUUUCAAUGCUUGAAUGAGCUGUUACUGCUCCCAUCAGUAAACUCCAAAGAUCUCUUUUGUUUUGGCUUUACAAUCUUGUGUAAUUUUUCGGUAUCAUGGAAACAUGACAUGGUCAUGUUGGUUUGAAGCUCUGUUUACGCUGUUUCUGCCCUCUCUGUUGUAGCACCCAUGUCUGCUGAGACACUACACCCCACCGCUGCCCACACUGCGCUUUAGCUGUACAGCUGGAUUCGCUGUCGAUCCUGCUGUCUGUCAGGGACUAGAUGAAUUUAGGUCCCUCCUGGGGAGUCCAAAGCUAUGAAUGUAUUUACUUCCAACAUUUCCCAAAAUGAAAUCUUAAAACUAUACAUUGUAAGUAUUCUGAAAUUGGAAAAUAUUUAUUUUAAAUGAGAUCAGGUAGUGUUGCUUUUUACAGCAUAAUAAAUACAUGUAUUGAAAACAA
Molecule: messenger RNA, 4560 nt
Organism: Peromyscus californicus insignis
Lineage: Eukaryota; Metazoa; Chordata; Mammalia; Rodentia; Cricetidae
Gene: Gls
Product: glutaminase
Exons: 18
Coding region: 116-2179 (687 amino acids)
Biological process (GO): L-glutamine catabolic process
Molecular function (GO): protein binding; glutaminase activity
Source: RefSeq, a predicted model, not a curated record